AGGUUUCUAAAUAAUUUUGGGAAAGAAGGAGGGUACAUCCGCCCAAAACCGUCCCGAUUUCCAUCCCUACUCAUAUUCAUAUGAUGUGCCUUAAAACAAUUUUCCCUAAAAUUACCUAUUGCAUAUGUGAGGAUGGAUUGCAUGAGCCCAAUAAUAAAUUAGGAAGUGUUUUAGCACCGCUAAAAAUAAAAAAUAAAAAUAAAUAAAUAAAUAAAAUCACAUAGUGUGGCAGGCAAGCCUUUGACAAUAAUGUACUCUUACAACUUUUAAAAUGAAAUAUUGGGCAAUAUAGUCUUUUUACUUUAAAUUUAUCGACGAAAGAAAAAUUCACAUAUAUAUUCUGAUAAAAAUUAUCUUCUCCUCCACCAAAAGGUUAAGUGUAAUAAAUUGAUAUGCAGUAGAGUUACGUGCAAUCAACCCAUGUUCGGCACCUUUACACGUGAUAGAAUCAACACAAACGUGUCUGAUCCAUUCUCUAAUUCUCGAGAAGGGGAGAGAUCGAGAGAAUCAUAGAGGAAGAAUCUCCGAUGGGAUUCGCCGGUGGAGCUACCACCGCGGACGGCGGCUAUUCAGAGUCAUCUCCGCUUCUCCCCACCAAUCCCAAUCCCCCCAAAGACUCCUUCCACUUGGCCUACACAAUCUACUUCACCCUCGGCGCAGGUUUCCUCCUCCCCUGGAACGCGUUCAUCACAGCCGUCGAUUACUUCUCCUACCUCUACCCCGACGCCGCCGUCGACCGCGUAUUCGCCGUCGCAUACAACCUCGUCGCCGUUGUCUGUGUCCUCUUCACAGUCGUCUACGCGCACAAGUCCAACUCCGUCCUUCGCAUCAAUGUCGGUCUCGGCCUCUUCUUGGUGGCCCUUCUCGUCGUUCCGAUCAUGGAUGUGUUCUACAUUAAGGGCCACGCUGGGCUGUAUGAUGGGUUCUACGUGACGGUGGCGGCGGUGGGGCUUUCGGGUUUCGCCGACGCGUUGGUGCAGGGUGGGAUUAUUGGGUCCGCCGGUGAGUUGCCCAAGAGGUAUAUGCAAGCUGUUAUUGCCGGGACCGCUGCUUCAGGAGUUCUUGCUUCAUUUCUAAGGAUCUUAACCAAAGCUGUAUAUUCACAAGACAGUCAUGGCCUGAGACAAAGUGCAAAUCUUUAUUUCGUCGUCAGUAUUGUCAUGAUGUUCAUAUGCAUUGCUUUCUACAACGCGUCUCAUAAACUUCCAGUUAUAAAGUACUAUAAAGACCUGAAGAGACAGACAGUUAGUGAAGAGACGAAAGAGAAAGGCGUCUUGACCGGCGCAUUAUGGAGAUGGACCUUGUGGGAGAUUGUUAUGAGAGUGAAGUGGUACGGAUUUGGGAUUUUCAUCAUCUAUGUUGUGACUUUGUGUAUAUUUCCCGGGUAUAUUACGGAGGACGUGCAUUCCCAGAUUCUCAAGGACUGGUACCCAAUCCUCCUUAUUACCGGUUACAAUGUGUUUGAUCUGGUUGGCAAAUCUCUGACUGCACUCUAUCUCCAUGAAAAUGCAAAGGUCGCAAUUGGUGCUUCUUUUGCUAGGUUGUUGUUUUUGCCCCUCUUCUUCGGUUGCCUGCAUGGUCGAGAAUUCUUCCGAACAGAGAUUCCGGUGACAGUACUGACUUGCCUUCUGGGCCUUACAAAUGGCUACUUCACCAGUGUGUUGAUGAUUUUGGCUCCCAAAACUGUGCAGAUGCAACGUUCAGAGACUGCAGGGAUUGUGAUUGUGUUGUUCUUACUUGUUGGUCUUGCCGUUGGUUCAGUUGUAUCUUGGUUUUGGGUAAUAUAGUACUUCUGCUUGCGUACUUUGAUAUCUUUGGCUCACACUGAGACCGUAACGCAAGCUACUCUGCUACCGGAA
Messenger RNA from Cornus florida, 1859 nucleotides. RefSeq names its product equilibrative nucleotide transporter 1-like. Lineage: Eukaryota; Viridiplantae; Streptophyta; Magnoliopsida; Cornales; Cornaceae. Gene Ontology annotation, biological process: nucleoside transmembrane transport. Gene Ontology annotation, cellular component: plasma membrane. Gene Ontology annotation, molecular function: nucleoside transmembrane transporter activity. The transcript is spliced from 2 exons. The coding region runs from base 528 to 1787 and encodes 419 amino acids. The record is from RefSeq and is a predicted model, not a curated record.